UGUGUUUUGCCUUUUCAGUAAGAAGAAAUGCUGUAAGUCUUUCACUAUUGAAACUUUAAGGUCAGAGGCUGGAAGAAAAGUCAGGAAGAACAUGGCCUGGCCAAGUAUUUUUCAGAGAGGAACUCUGCUGUCCCGGUUCAGCCACCAUCAUGUGGUCGUGUUCCUGCUCACCUUCUUCAGUUAUUCAUUGUUGCAUGCAUCAAGAAAAACAUUCAGCAAUGUCAAAGUCAGCAUAUCUAAGCAGUGGACCCCAACUGCUUUUAACAGAUCGAUUGAACCUGAAGAGCUCUGGAGCAGCAACCAUCUGUUCCCCAGCGCAGAGGAGGCCACUCUUUUCCUUGGGACGCUGGACACCAUUUUCCUCUUCUCCUAUGCCGUGGGCCUUUUCAUCAGCGGUAUUGUUGGGGAUCGGCUUAAUUUACGAAGUGUUCUAUCUUUUGGCAUGUGCUCUUCUGCAUUGGUGUAUGCCUUUCUGGUGACAGCGGCUGUGCAGUUUGCUGGUGGGAUUGUCAUCUUCUUUGGACUCCUGGUGUCACCUGAAGAAAUUGGUCUCCCAGGUGUUGAGGCAGAAGACCAUUUUGAAGAAGACUCGCACAGGCCGUUAAUUAAUGGUGCUGAAAAUGAAGAUGACUAUGAGCCUAACUAUUCAGUCCAAGAAGGCAGUACUGUCGCCCAAGUGAAGGCAAUCAGCCUCUAUCAGGCUUGUUGCCUUCCUGGAGUUACACUGUACUCACUGGCCUAUGCCUGCUUGAAAUUAGUGAAUUACUCCUUCUUUUUCUGGUUGCCCUUUUACUUGAGUAACAACUUUGGAUGGAAGGAGGCUGAAGCUGACAAGCUGUCCAUUUGGUACGAUGUUGGAGGAAUUAUAGGCGGAACUCUGCAAGGCUUCAUCUCUGAUGUGUUACAGAAGAGAGCACCAGUUUUAGCUCUGAGCCUGCUUCUGGCAAUUGGGUCCCUGGUUGGCUACAGUCGUUCCCCGGACAACAAGUCCGUGAAUGCUCUUCUGAUGGCUGUGACAGGAUUUUUUAUUGGUGGACCUUCUAAUAUGAUUAGUUCUGCUAUUUCUGCUGACUUGGGUCGCCAGGAGCUCAUCCAAGGGAGCAGUGAGGCUUUGGCGACCGUCACAGGAAUAGUCGAUGGCACCGGGAGCAUUGGAGCUGCAGUGGGCCAGUAUUUAGUGUCUUUGAUCCAGGACAACCUUGGAUGGAUGUGGGUUUUCUACUUUUUCAUUCUCAUGACGAGUUGUACAAUUCUGUUUAUUUCACCAUUAAUAGUGAGGGAAACGUGCUCUCUUAUGCGAAGGCGACAGGCUCGCAUCCUGAGUGAGUGACUGGUGCCCACAGAGAACAAGAAUAAUAGGAGACACAUCAGGACUCUUACUUCUUUUCCUUCCUCCUAUUUUGGGGUUGUCUUAGGAGCUCCAACACCACCUCACAUUGCCCAGCCUCUUUCAGCGGUGUCGGGUGCUGCGAUGCUGACCAGAGUGAAGGUGGCUGCUUUGCUACACUACAGGAAUUAUUGCUGAUGAGCUUCACUGUUGUUUCACGAAUGUACACACGGCCUGCGAAUCUGCCAGGGUCUUUGUUGGGCCUGUUGAAAUUUAUCCGUUUAACCUUAAAGGCUGCAUUGGACUUGGACCCUUGUUUUCCAGCCUGGGAAGCUGAGUGAGUACGAGGCAGCAUGCAAGGUCCGGCUCCAUGAAUAGAAGGGCUUGUUGCGGAGAGUGGCUUAUCUUCAGAGCAUCAAACCCUGAUGAACUGCUCCAGCUGGAUCCAGCACAAGCCUGCCUUGGACCAAGGAUGCCUUUGUUUACUGUGGUGGGAAAAAUCGUCCUGCACGCAGAAGCGGAAACAUCUCCGCAUUGUCCUCAACUUGUUCUCCGUCUUCAUUCAAGACGAACGCUGGCCCCUGGCAGUGUUGAGUCCCCCUUUCAAGGACCACAAGGUACACGUUGUGAGCAUUCCAGUGUGUAACUGGUAACGAUGUACUCACCCCAGAUUUGCUGUCUGGGAUCCAUGAGGAAGCAAAUGUGCUCAGCCCUGUGUUCAGAGGAUUGGUCUCUGUCACAACUGGGUGCCUUGAGUUACCUCAACAGAAGACUAGAAUUAGAGAAAAGGAAAGGGCGUUUGUCCUAGGAAGCAAUAGGUAUAUGACAUUGAAUCACAUUAAUGGGUCACUCGAGCCUGAGGGGUACUUAGGUGUCCUUGACAAGUUCGGAGAGGAUACGUCUUCAAGGCUGGGAAUCCUAUUCUGAUUGUCAGUGUUUCAAAGCCAUUCUGGAUGUAUAUUCUAAAUUAUGUAAGCAAACCAGGGGAGAAAUGUGCAAUUUUGAGAACUGCCUAAUUUACAAUGGGGUAGGGAAUAUUUUUUAACCUCCUGCUUUGGACUCUGAAAUGUGGUGUGUAUGUGGACUUAUCAAUGUUAUUUAAUCAAGCAGAUUUACAAUCCGUUAAUUGCUCAUU
Molecule: messenger RNA, 2462 nt
Organism: Molossus molossus (Pallas's mastiff bat)
Lineage: Eukaryota; Metazoa; Chordata; Mammalia; Chiroptera; Molossidae
Gene: SLC37A3
Product: solute carrier family 37 member 3
Exons: 12
Coding region: 92-1330 (412 amino acids)
Biological process (GO): transmembrane transport
Cellular component (GO): endoplasmic reticulum membrane
Molecular function (GO): transmembrane transporter activity
Source: RefSeq, a predicted model, not a curated record